GCACAGUUUUUGUAUUAUUUGCAAGUAAUCUUUAAGGGUAGGGUGCGUUGCCAUUGAAAGAAUACUUCGCCACAAGGGUUCAUGAGGAAUUUUUUGGUACUAAUCGAUUUGUGAGAUUCACGAAACUGUUGGGGUUCUAAAUUUUUGCAAUUCCUACUUGAGGCAAAUAUUCAAGCAAACAAAGAAAUUAGACAAGAGGUUCCCUUGUUUACGUCUUUUCUUUUAGUUCGCCAUGCAAGGCUAUUUCCCCUGCCACUAUAUUCGUGUACUCUCAUGGUGGCUUCUUCAGCAUGGCGAGCGCUGUUCAUCUGGCGUUUCUCCACGGGAAUUCCUCUCUCCUCCUCGCUGCCCUCGCACCGCUUCAUUUUUGAGGAAGGGCAGCAGCGCCGGAUCCCUGCUCGGCCAAUCAGCGAUGAGAACUUUUGGUGGGGGUUGCCGGGAUCGUUGUGAGGCCGCGCCGUUGACGAUUUCUCUCCGCGCUUCUCACGCGAACGCUGUGGAAGGUGGUGGUGGGUAUUAUCGGCUGGCGCGUGCGAACCAAAUCGCGCUUGACGAGUGCGUUUAUGAGGUGCAUACGAAGCGUGGUGGCGGCCCUGGUGGGCAGGGCACGAAUAGCUCGAGCAGCAAGGUGGAGCUGCGGGUUGACAUGGAGAUGUUAUCUGGCUUCUUUGAGGAGGAAAUAAUGAAUCAGAUUCGGAAAAAUGAAAGCCAGAAGGCGUUGACAAGGGACGGGAUGACGCUGGUUGUAAGCUGCCACGAGCACCGUAGCGCGUUUCAGAACAAAGAGGCUUGUAUCCAAAAAGUGAAGAAGAUUAUUCAGAAGGCCUCAUGGGUUCCACUUGUGGAUGCCGAGCUGAUCCAGACACCCUCACAUACGAUUUCUCAAUCGAAAACAGCGCGACGAAUAAAAGGCAACUUCGGUAAGAUGCGGCGAGUGGCACGUAAAGGUCUUUGGUGA
Messenger RNA from Phytomonas sp. EM1, 958 nucleotides. NCBI's taxonomy places the organism in Eukaryota, Euglenozoa, Kinetoplastea, Trypanosomatida, Trypanosomatidae. The record is from the annotation of a GenBank genome assembly.